Molecule: messenger RNA, 3057 nt
Organism: Panonychus citri (citrus red mite)
Lineage: Eukaryota; Metazoa; Arthropoda; Arachnida; Trombidiformes; Tetranychidae
Product: Krueppel-like factor luna
Biological process (GO): regulation of transcription by RNA polymerase II
Molecular function (GO): RNA polymerase II cis-regulatory region sequence-specific DNA binding; DNA-binding transcription factor activity, RNA polymerase II-specific
Source: RefSeq, a predicted model, not a curated record
UACAACGGCAAACGAAAAGUGACCUGGAAACUUGUUUCUCAGUUGCAAGUUUGAUUAUCUCGCAUCAACAACACAAAUUGCUCAUUGAAAAUUAUACUCAUCGAACUUGUAAUUUACCUGUAAGUCAAUUGGUAGCAAGUAGAUCACUUUUUUUACCGCUCUCGCCCUUGGCUCUAUGGAUGUGCUAAGGUUACGAUAGUAAAGUUAUUAAAUUAUUAAUCAAUGUGCUAAGAUUUUCGAUCUGUUUUUUUUGAUAAAUUUUCGUGAAGUUUUUUUUCUUUCCUCCCUGUGACCAUUUUUGGAAGUGAUUUAUAUGUUAUGGAAGUCGAACUUGAUCGUCGAUGUCCAUCUAAUCUAAUUCCCGAGUGGACAGAUAAACAUCUAUCCGCCGAUAUGCAUUCACUUAAUAUUCAACAAUCAAUUAAUUGUUUAACCGGUGCUGCGGUUCUACACCAUCACCAUCAUCAUCAUCAUCAAAUCCAUCGAAAUGGUAGAACUUAUUUAACCGAUAAUCGAAAUGACUCUUCAUACUUUGACCAUUCAUCGUCAGGAGGGUCAAAUGGUACUUCGUCCAAUGGUAACUCACAACAUUCCCAUUCGAUUCAUCCUCAUCACCAUUCUGCUCACCAUGGACAGAAUUCUCAUUCUCACCAUCCUCAUCAUCCUCAUCAUCCUCAUGUUCCUCAUCCUCAUCACCCUUCAUCAUUAAUGUUUGGACAUCAUUCACCAUUCUCAUCAAUACCUCCCCCUCCACCUCCACCAUCAACCUCAAGUCCAGGACUUAGUUCAUCAUCAUCACCACCCUCAUCAAACUCCCCCAACAGUUUCCGUGUCCCUGGAGGUGGCCUUAAUCAGCCUCAUUCUCACUCUCAUCCUCAUCAUUCAUCAUUCCACCAUAACCUAACCUCAUCAUCUUCAUCCCCUUCCUCCAUGGCCUCAUCUUCAAGUCCAACCUCAUCCCUUGUAAACGGAAAUAAUUACACCAAUCUACUUGUACCAUCAACUGAUACCAUGUGGGAAGAUAUCUCAGCAAGUAUAUGUAAUGAUUUCCCUGUUGAAGUGAAAAGUGAAACCGAUAAUAUGAAUCAUGAUCAACACCAUAAUCAUCAUCAUCAUUUAUUAACAACAGCAACCAAUCAGCAUCAAUACUCAUUCCGUUCAAAUCUCUCAGUCCCACUAAUCCCAAGUCCUCCAUCAUCAUCAACCUCAUCAACCUCAUCCUUUAUCACUGCAACAAACAACAAUAACAAUGGUUCAUCAUUUACCACCACCACAAAUAGUAAUAAUAAUAACAGUAAUUCCAAUACCAAUUCAAAUUCUAAUGUUCAAAAUUUAAAUGGACGACAUCCCAACGGAAAUAUUAAUUCAUCGAGUGACAAUUCUAGUGGAUCAAUAUUUGGUAAUCAUGGGUCAAAGGGUAAUUAUCAUCCAUCGUCAACCACAACAACCUCAUCAUCUUCAUCAUCAUCUUCAACUUCAUCGACAAGUAUGUUAUCACCUUUACAUGGACACAACCGAAUGUUACUCUACAUGCCACCCACUCCACCCAAUUCCGAGCCCGGUUCACCUUCCAAUCAACUUCACUUGGCCAAUCAUGGGAACACUGGACAUCACUCACAACAACAACAACAACAACAACAGCAACAAUUAAAUACUCAAAGAUGUGUAACACCAAACGGUGGCUCAUCUACAUCCGCCGCUGCCCCACCUCCACCUCCACCUUAUAAUCCGGCAUCAGGACACCCGAUGAACGGACCAAUUGCAGGUUCUUCAGUACCUGGUCAUCCUCAUCUCUUAUCCGGUCAUCCUCAUCAUCCAAUGCACACAUCAUUAUGUACAACAUUGGGAACAUCAUCAUCAUCCUCAACAACAUCCUCAUCUUCAUCUUCAUCACCAUCAACAACAAAUAGUCAUGGUUUAAUGGGUCAUACAAUGAAUCCAGGUAUUGGUGACGGACUGACCACAAUAAAUAAUAAUAAUAAUAAUAAUAAUAGUACAUCAACAAACACGGGUUCAAUUAUUUCACAUCAUCAUAAUCAUCACUCAAUGAAUCACCAUCAUCCUCAUCAUCAUAAUCAUCAUCCCUCAAGUAGAUCUACAUCUUCAUCGACAACAACACUCACAUCAUCAUCAUCAUCUUCUUCUUCACUGACUUCAGGUCAGUUAAUUCUUGGCACACAAAAAUAUAAUCGACGAAAUAAUCCCGAGCUUGAGAAGCGACGUAUUCAUCAUUGUGAUUAUCAAGGUUGCACCAAAGUGUACACAAAGAGUUCCCACCUUAAGGCUCACCAGAGGAUCCACACAGGUGAGAAACCCUACAAAUGUACCUGGUUGGAGUGCCAAUGGCGAUUCGCUCGUUCCGAUGAGCUUACCCGACAUUAUCGUAAGCACACUGGAGCGAAACCUUUCAAGUGUAAAGUUUGCGAACGAUCGUUCGCACGUUCAGACCAUCUAGCACUUCACAUGAAACGCCAUUUACCCAAGAAUCAUAAAUAAUCGCCUUCACUAUCAUCCUCUUCAUCAUCACCAUCAUCAUCAUCACACUUUUUGCACGUCAACACGUAAAAGACAAUCCAACAGAGUUUUUUUUCCUUGUCCCCUGUAGUAGCUCAAUGAACAUUUCCAUUGGAAAAAUCUUCUCACAAACUUCAGAGAUUCAGCUUUGACCUGAGUGAAUUCAUUUUCCAGCCUGAAACUCCCGAUUAUUCAAUUGGAAUCAUCUUCAACAGGAUAGAUACACCGAGAGAGCGAGAAAGACUGAUAAUGAUAAUUAUAAGAAAAUGUUUAUCAUCAUCACCAUCGUUUUCAUAUAAUCAUUAAUUUCAUGCUCAUCAAUUAAUCCUAAAGUGAGAUUAAUGAACACAAAAAAAAAGAUAUUAAAUAAAAAAAAAACAAAUUCUGCUAACAGAGAUUCCAAUUCAUUCAGAAUUAUAUCAUGACCACCUACAUGUAAAUAUAUAUUAAUAACUUACACCAACUCACAUCAUCAACAAUCAGAAGCCAAGCUUGUCAAUUAAAUGAUUAUUUCAAUUAAAAUUAAUCAUAAUUAUCAUGAUA